AUGGAGACAAAGGGCAGCAAAGCCUACAUUGAACCUGACAUCCAGUUCUGCCACAAUGAUGAAGGACCUUCAGAAGAGAAGGAAUCAGACCAGAACAAAGAUUUGUCUGAUCCAUCCUGGAGGUCAGCAAAUUGUUGGAAACAUCCAACAGAGAGUGACAGCGCUGAGUCCACCAUCGUCCCAUUCACGCAGAGCAGCGGGCCUCGUCACUAUCUGUCCAAGAACAGCGACGCCAUCGACUUCUUCAACCUGCUCUUUCCUGCAUCACUCAUGGAGCUGAUCACCAACGAGACCAACGCCCACGUCAAGACCUCCCAGUUCCUGGGCUCCUUCUACUUAGACUGGGUCCCAGUCACUACCCACGAGAUCAAAGGUUUCAUAGGCCUGGUUAUCCUGAUGGGGAUCCAGAACCUACCCGACCCAUCGCACUACUGGUCCUGGAGUCACUACGACAACAGCUAUACCUUCUACCGAGCCAUGAGCUUCAAACGCUUCAAGCAGAUUGCUGCCAAUAUCCGGAUGGGCAGCUUCACCACAGACGAGUAUCGUGGCACCGGCAAGUCCAGCGACUCGCUCCACAUCUUCAGGCCGAUGCUGGACACCCUGGGUGAAGCAAUGUGGAACACCUACCGGCCAAACUGCUGUCUUGCCAUCGACAGGGCGCUGCUGCCCAGCCUGGAGGAGGAGAGCUGCAGCACCAAGGGCAACCCAAAGACCCAGCCUCAGGUGUGGCUGCUCUGUGACUCCAAGUCCGGCUACUGCCACCGUUUCUUCAUCCAGGUGGGAGAGAAGGUCGGCCAGGAGCCGGGCUUCACUGUGGUGCCGGAGCUGGUGAAGGGUCUGGAGGAUAAACACCACCACCUUUUCCUGGCUAGUUCGCUUACGUCUGUCCCACUCAUGCAGAAGCUUCUGGACCAGGGCAUCUACGCCUCCAGCUCCUUUCCUCCACCCAACCCCAUCCUGCCUGCAGAGCUGUGGGAGGAGGGCCAGCUGGAGAAACCCGGAGACUUCCUGCAGAGGCAGUUUGGUCCUCUGCUGGCCACCCGUUGGAGGGACACCAAGGAGAUGGGCUGCUUGUCAACUAAUGCAGCUCCAGGUGAACAGGACACUGUUUGGAGGAGGUCUCAGACCAAAGUGGGUGAACUAGACCCCAUUGAUCGCCCCAUGGCAUUCCGCCUCCUGCAGGAGAACAUGCGAGGGGUUGACAUCUGCAAGCAGCUGCUGGCCUGCAACCCACUGGGAGGAAUCCCCCAGGACCGACACUGGCGCAGCCUCUUCUGGUUUCUGGUGAACCUGAGCAUCGUCAAUGCCUUCAUCGUGCUGCGGGAGAGCCGCAAAGAGAACCCACCUGCCUGGGUACAAGACGGCCUUUUUACUCAGGUCAACUUCCGCAAACGUUUGGGCAACCAGCUCGCCAAGUGUGCUCAGAAAUACUUUGAGACCAUUGAGAUCGCCAGCUCCCGCGGGAUGAGGGUGGAGGUGGCGGACGAACCAGUUAAACACAGACACAGGAUGGCAAAGAUCAGCCACAUCACCAAGAGGUGUAAGAACUGCUACUUGAGGAACAUUCGCCGUGAGAGCGUGUUCGGCUGCUUUGUCUGUAAAGCCAACCUGUGCAAUCAGCCAAGGUGCUUCUGGGAAUAUCACGGCCUGUCACCUCUGAACAAAGGAUCAACUAAAGUUGGAUUUCUCAAGGACAGAAUAAGUGGAGCAGUCGAGGUGAUCGAGGUUCAGGACAAUGUGGACGGGGCAAUGGCCCCUGUGGAGGACUUAGACUUUUCCGAAGAUGAGAGACUGGAUGAUCUGGACGACGUUGAUGAAGAAACUGAAGAUAUUAAGGAAGAAUUUCUCAAAAAAGAAAAACGUCCAGUGUCUCACCUGCUGUCAACAACGAACGGCCACGCCCAACCAGCAACCGUCUCGUCUGCCUCUAAAGAACGCGAUGAUUUCCUCACCGCCCGUCAGCUGAGGAUCGCCUUGUUCGCUCUGUGUGACGGACUCCAUCAAGCCUCAAGGGUCUUCUCAACUGACACGGAGCUCAUCCGGUCCUGGCUGAAGGAGGCCAGGAAGCGUUUGAAGCAAACUGAACAGGAACAGAAAGUCCAAGCCGACGGCGUUGACCGUAUGGUGGCCUGGGUACUGUCCAUGCGUGAGCAGCAGCUUCCAAUUACAGAGAGCAACCUCUUCCACAAAGCCUCUACGUUGAAGAAGAAGGGAGGUUUCAGUGACUCUUUCCGCAUCUCCUACGACUGGGCGGUGAGCUUCAUGCUGCAGCAUCGGCUCGGCAUACGGAGCAUUGGCAGGGAAGUCACGCUGGCUCGUGCCUUGCCACUUUCCCUGGAGGCAAAGAUCAAGUCCUUCAGGGAAUUUACCCAGAAGGUCAUUCAGGUCAACAAGCUGUCCGAAAGCACUGUAGCUGCAAUGGAUGAGCUGUGUCUCUUUGUGGACUUGAGGUUAGUUCAGGACAAAUCUCGCUGCUCGGAGGCCCUGGAACUCACUGGAUCUUUACCUCUGGUCACUGUGUACCUGACGGUGCUGGCCGAUGGCACCAUGCUGCCGUCCCUGGUGCUGGCGAACAGGGAGCUGGCUGAGAAAGCCCUGCCAGAGUUCAUCCUGCUGGAGGCCGGCCCAGAGAGUCUGUUAGUAGAAGAAGCCUUGGAUCUCUGGACUAACAAAGUUUGGCUACAGCAUGUGUCUGGUCCAACUCAGCCCAGCAAAUCAAUGCUGGUCUUGGACCGACACCGGGAACACUUAGGAGAUUCAUUCCUUACUUCCGUCAGUGGAUCGGGUACUCUCCCGGCUGUGAUUCCCGGAGGCUGCUCCUUCCAUCUUCAGCCCCUGGAGAUUUGCAUGAAGCCAGUUCUGCAGCGCUUCCUGCUGUCACGCUGGGCAAAGUUCACCGCUGGAAACCCAAAGGAGCUGGAAGAGCCGUCACCCCAACAGCUUCAAGCAAACGUCGCCCAGCUGCUGGUUAAUUGGGUGGUCGAGGCCCUGACACACCUGAACAAACUCCCACUGCUUUGGAAGAAGUCGUUUCAUGUGACGGGCCUCCUACCGUGGCAGAAAGAGGUGGUGGAAAAGACAAUGAGUCAGAAACCAGAGGAGAUCCAGUCAGACCUCCUCAAUACCCUGACAGAGACCCUGCUGGGGGCUGGAGCUCUGGAGGCCAGUUCUCUUGAGCUUCUCGAGCUGGAAGACAAAGACAACACUGAGGAGGAACAAGAACAAGAGACGUCAGAGGAGAAACAGCAGGACAAAGAAGAAGAAAAGGGGAUUAAAGAGGACGGGGAAGAGACAGGGAAAGAGAUGAGGGAGGACAGGAAGGAGAUGGAAGAAGAAGGAGAGGAAACAAAGGAGAGUGAUGGGCUGGAGGACACGGAAAAGGAAGGAAAAGACGUAAUCAAAUGUGUGGAAGACAAGGAGGAGACAGAAAGGGAGCGCAAGGAGGCAGAUGAUGACAGGCAAGAGGACAUUAAGAAGCUAGAGGAGGACAGUGAGGAGGAAGGAAAGGAGACAGAGCAGGACAGGAAGGAGAUGAGCAAGGAGAGACGAGAGACCAGGAUAGUGAUAGGAGAGGAAGUCGGCGAUGAGUGGAAGAUAACCGUAAAGAGCAGGACUGAAAACGCCGAACCUGACGGAGAGGAUGAUGUCAGGAUGGACGAAAGCUGACGGACAAUGAUAAAGGUCCGUCACACCUGACUGAGUUGUCCCCAACAGGCACCAGAAGGGACUGGAUCUCCGCGGUGAGGUGGUGGAGUCGCAUCGAGCUCAGACGGGAGAAGCGAGCAGCAGCGAGUCCCGCUGACUGUGACCACAAUACCUGUC
Molecule: messenger RNA, 3825 nt
Organism: Morone saxatilis (striped sea-bass)
Lineage: Eukaryota; Metazoa; Chordata; Actinopteri; Moronidae
Gene: pogzb
Product: pogo transposable element derived with ZNF domain b
Exons: 4
Coding region: 1-3669 (1222 amino acids)
Source: RefSeq, a predicted model, not a curated record